Messenger RNA from Sorghum bicolor (sorghum), 2226 nucleotides. RefSeq lists its product as uncharacterized. Gene Ontology annotation, molecular function: protein dimerization activity; DNA binding. Bases 1 to 2226 code for a protein of 741 amino acids. The transcript is spliced from 5 exons. NCBI's taxonomy places the organism in Eukaryota, Viridiplantae, Streptophyta, Magnoliopsida, Poales, Poaceae. The record is from RefSeq and is a predicted model, not a curated record.
AUGUCGCCAACAGAGGCUGCACAAGUUGAGGGAGGAAACAGUGAGGAGAAUAUGCUCAAAAGGAAUUCGGAUGAUAUUGGAUGGGAGUAUGGUGUUCUUGUUUAUCCUGACAACAAGGACAAGGUGAGGUGCAAGUUUUGUAAUAAGGAGAUGAGUGGAGGGAUUCAUAGGUUGAAGGAGCAUGUGGGUCACGAGGGCAAGAAUGUGAAGAAAUGCAUGGUUAGAACACCGGAGGCUCUAGAGGCUAAAGAGAAAUGCAAGAAAGCACUAGAAGAGGCAAAAAGGAAGAGGGAGGAGAAAACUAUUCGUGAGUUAGAACUUAGACAGGAAGUUGAUGUAUCUAGAGUUGGAGGGUCAGAGGAAGUCACUUGUAUUGGGAGUUCUGCUUCAGAGCCUCACAAGUUAGGUCCCCUUGACAAAUGGACUCGGGCUAUUGAUCCUAAAGCUACCAAGGCUGAAUCUUUGAAGCAACAGCAGCUGAACAAGGAACUUUGGAAACAAAGAACAAAUGAGGUGCAUAAGUAUAUUGCAAGAUGGGCCUAUACACAUGGCAUUUCUUUCAAUGCAUGUGACAAUGAUGAGUUCAAGCAAAUGUGUGAAGCAAUUGGGCAGUUUGGUCCAGGACUUGUACCUCCAAGUCAUGAUUUACUGAGAGACAGAUUGUUGGAAGAAGAAUAUGAAAGAAUGAAGAGUUUGCUGCAGGAACGUGAAGCCGAGAAGAUGAAAAAUGGGUGCUCCAUUAUGACCGAUGUUUGCUCAAAUGAGAUGUCAGGUGUGUCACACACAAGUGAAAUAAUCUUUGAACUAGUGGACAAAGCAAUUGAAGACAUUGGUCCAGAAAAUGUGGUGCAAGUGGUGACUGACAAUGCCUCUAACAACAUGGGAGCAAAUAAACUAUUGGAAGAGAAGAGACCACACAUUUUUUGGACCUCUUGUGCAGCUCACACAAUCAACUUGAUGCUGCAAGGAAUUGGCAAUAUGGCUCGGUUCAGGAAAGUGAUUGACCAAGCAAAGUCAUUUACCAUAUUUGUCUAUGGCCACACAAGAACAUUGGAGUGCCUGAGACACUUCACAGAGGGGAAAGAGGUAGUGAGGCCUGGAGUAACAAGGUUUGCUUCAUACUUUCUCACUUUGUCCAGUUUACAAGAAAAGAAGGACCAGUUAAGAAAGAUGGUGGUGCACAGUAGGUGGGACUCAUUGAAGGAUGUCAAAUCAAAGAAAGGAAAAGAGGCAACAGCAACCAUAUUGAGUCCAACCUUUUGGAAGGAUGUGAAGCUCACAUUGGCUGUUUUUGAGCCAUUGGUCAAAGUGCUCCGUUUGGUUGAUGGGGAUGUGAAGCCAUCCAUGGGUUUUGUUUAUGGCUCACUACUAAAGGCAAAGAGAGAGAUCAAAGAAGCCUUUGGCAAUGUUGAGUCUCGAUACAAGGAAGUCAUAGCUGUUAUUGAAAAGAAGAUGGCUGGAAGACUUGAUUCCCCACUGCAUUUGACAGCUUAUUUGCUGAAUCCACACUACAGCUAUAGUAACCCAGCAAUCUUUGAUGAGCCCAAAAUAACAGAAGGAUUUAUAGCUGCUGUUGAGAAAUUUUAUUAUCAUGAUGAGGACAAGCAACAUCAGGCUGCCAACAUUGAACUGAAAAUGUUUCAGAAUAGAGAAGGACCAUUUAAUAAGAAGCUUGCAAGGACUUUUGAGAGUUUUGACUACAAUCCAGGUAGAGCGUCAUGGUGGUGGCUGUAUGGAACAGAGGUUCCUGCUUUACAGAAGAUGGCUACAAGGAUCCUGUCUUUGACAUCAAGUUCUUCGGGCUGUGAAAGGAAUUGGAGUGUAUUUGAAGCGGUGCACACUAAGAAAAUAAAUAGGCUUACUACAACUCGCCUAAACAAAUUGGUCUAUAUUGAAUUCAACUCCAAACUACUUAGUAGGAGAGAAAGGAUCAAGUCAAAGAAACUCCCUGAUGUUCUCUUGUCUAGUCAAACUACUGAAGCUCAAGGUUUUCUCCAAGAGGGUGGAGAUGAUUAUGCAUUAGUUGACUUUAGAGAUGAGGAAGAUGAGGAAGAGAUGGAAGGUACAGGAAUACCUUGGUCUGUGAUUGGAGAGGCAGUAGGAGCAGAAGAACAGCUAGAGAGGCGUAGAAGUGCAAGAGUGAGGGACCUCUAUGAAGGAGAAGAGUUUGAGUCUGAAGAAGAAGUCUUCGAGGAAGAUGAGGAUGACUAUGUUGAACCCUACUGA